AUGCAAGUAGGGAAGAGGGUAGAGUCAGAAGAGAAAGCAACCGCCGAGAAGUCAUCCUCUGUGGGAGAUUCCACGAUAAGAAACCCUAACAAGAGGAAAAGAAGCAUGUUCAUUGAUGGACAAGUGGGGGAAAAGGAUCAAGAUCAUGUUCGUGAUUCCACCACCAAGAAAAGGCGAGUAGUGUGGGACAAUGAGCUUAAAAAAAAGUUUCUGGAUGCAAUGGAAGACCUUGGCCCAGAAGCUGUUCCCAAGAAAAUUUUAGAGAGGAUGAAUGUUGUUGGCAUGACUCGAGAAAAUGUAGCUAGCCAUCUCCAGAAACACCGGAUGCUUCUAAAUAAGCAGAAAAGUCAGAAUGAGAACGAUGAGAAGAAACGGUCUUUAUUAUCGCCACAAGGAGGACUGCAUAGUGGAGAAGGAUCAAGUAAAUUCUACAGAGGAAGCAAUAUUCAAUUCUCAACCCAACAUAUCAGCAACAUUCCUCAUCAACCUCUCAGACAUCAUCAUGAUGGAGUCCCUGUUGCCGUUUCCACUAGAAACCUACUGAUGACUAACCAACAUCACCAUCAAACCUCAGAUUUCACAUGUAUUGAAAACGUAGAAGAGAGUUUGAUUUAUACUGAAGAAGACGGUGAGGUUUCAAACUUGGCUUCCUUCUUCACACAAAAAUCCGAAGAGAUGAGUUUGUCCCACUUACAUGAGCCGGUGAUGGCAACUACAAUGCUUUCCAAUGAUAAUCAGUUGUUUCCCAAUCAACAACAGAUGAUGAAUUUUCAUGAACCAUCCAUUUUGCAUACACAUUCGUUUCCUUUAUCUCUCACACCUAGUUCCUUUCUUGAUCAGAAAGAAACCAUAAUGAUGAUGAAUGUAGAUGAAGGACUACAACAAUGGUUACUCAAUGAACAAGAACAGCCUAACCUAACUGAUGAGAAUAGGUUUUCGAGCAUUAAUCCAAGGUAGGGAUCUGCAAGAAGGGAUAUAUGGUUAAGGAUCAGGGCCAAGCAUGAAACCCGAAUUACAAGUAAGAAAAUGCAGUCCGAUCAUAUAGUUUAAUGUUGUUCUUAUUAUUUUCUAGGGCUUAGACUUUAAUAUAUAUUCUAGGUGAUGCUUUCUCCCUUCUCUCUUUUGUAUAUGUUUGUGUUAGCAUGCAUGGAUUGCUUUGGAUGCAUGUCAAACCGUUUACUUUAUUUACGCAAACGGAAUAAGAACUUGAAACUCUUGUCAAUGGUUUCAAUAAAUAUCCUACUCCAGCAGUUAAUAAACAUUGUGGUCGUGGUAGAUCAUACCAUAACUUUUCUCAAUAAACUUUUUUCCUUUCAAUAUUUUUCCCAUUCCUUUCUAUUUAUCUGCACAUGGAUAAAUUAAAGAGAACAUCUAUAUUCACAUAGAUAAGUUAAAGAGAUAACAUAUUUACAGUCCUGCAUAUAUAUUCAAAUAUAUAAUUAUAUGCAAGCGUCCAUUCAUGUUCAACAGGUAAAUAUCUAUCGAUUUGAAACCACCAAAAUAGUUUCAAAUCUAUAUAGAUAACAGAUCAAAACUCCGAAAAAUGUUAUCAAAUAAUUUAUUUAAAGAUAUAUAUGAUGUAGCCUACAAAUUCUUAAGGUUGAUUUUUUUUUAUUUUGCAUAAAAUAUUUUCUUAAACACUAUCUAUUUUUAGAAACUUAGAAGCAAGAGAAAAUCUAGACUGCUAAAACAAACGAACUAGCCGACUGUUUUUGAGAGAUACAUAACGAGCGCCAUCUAUGCAGUAAAGUGAACAACUCUUAUAAAAAAACUCCUAAUAAAAUUGUAAAGGCGUGACAUAUCUCAAGAUUUCUUUUAUUUUUUCCGUAAUCUAAUAAGUAACACUCAUUCAACCAAUGACCAUAAGAUUCUACUACAAAUAUAACUAAAACAGAAAAGACGUAUAUGUUUUGAAUAUAUCAAACUGCUAACAAAAUACAAAAUUACAGGCUCAUUGAGCGUAACUCUCUAUUAUUUCUUUUCAUGCAACGUAAAACAAAACAAAGAUAAGUGUGCCAACCAAAAAAAUCAUAUUUAUUUUCAAUAAAAACAAUAACACAUAAAUAUUUGACACAAAUCGUUCUUUGGAUUUGUCUAAAUUUCAAAAAUCGUAAACUUAUUACAUCUCCGGGUAUCGAUUAUAGCGUAUCAAACCUUUCGUGUAGACAUCCAGUCAUGGAGUUCUGCCAAGUUGUUUUAUCCAUGAUGAGAUUGCCGAAAAUUUCUUGAAGAAAUGCUUGCUCAUCUCCAACAUUAAUGGACGCUACAACAAACCAUCAUGCUAUAAUACUAAAUAAAAAAAUGAUAUGGCCUUCUAAGCCAAGUGAAAUAAUAUUAAUAAUAUUCUCAAAUUCUCUGAAACUUUUUUAUUGAGAUGUGUUCAUCUCCAUAGUAAGUCGGACGCUAACAAACCAAAAUAAAAAUUGACAGGGUUUUCUACGCAAGCUAAAAAUUAGUUCAUAGAUACAAAUGAACAUCUCAAAAACAUUCUUAGCCUUAAAACAAAAGCAAGGCAACCUAUUAACGAUAGCUUAAUGAUCAAUUUUCUUGUUGAUCAAGGUCACCUAUCGAUCUAUAUUGGACCCUUUUCGAGCAUGCGAAAUUUACAUGGAGACUGAAAAUUCCGCAGACUAUAAUUCGACAUGGGACCUUUCGCUUAAAAACAAAAACAAAAACUAAAAAAAAAAAAAAAAAAGUAACCAUUGAGAUUGAAAAACGAACUCGAACUUAGUGGAAGAAGUGAGAUGAGUUCAAAAGAAAACUGUGUAAAGAUGGGAUGCCGCAUUAAGGGUUUAUAUAGAAAUCCUCAAAGGAAGUGAAAACCGUGUAAAGAUUCUCGAAGAGUUUGAAAUUAUUAAAAUAUUCUUCAGAGAUCUUUCUCUAGAUUUUUUAUUUAUCUUAUGGUUAUGGGAUUAAACAAGUUUGAAUCAGUAAACACUAAUAAUAAUAAUCUAAAUAUAAUUUUAUGCUAAGCCACAAAAUAUGUGGCUAAAGAAUUAACUUGGAAAUAUUUUGUGGGUAAAUGAUCGUUACAUAAUCCGUUGUCAUCGUAUGGAUUAGCAAAACUCACUAUUCUGUAGCCAAAUAAACGAUCAUUACAAUUUUCGUUUGGAUCAAAAAAGGCCAGCUCAUUAACCCAUUUACUCAUUAGAAGGAGCAGAUUCGAAUUCCAUACGAAUGAGAUGUGGCGUCGAUAUUUGAUGGAACUUGAUAACUUAUGUUUGGGAUUAAACCACGAACAUUUCUCAAAGAUAAAACAAUGUUCUUCGUCUGUUUAGCUGCGAUUCAACGACACUAAAUGGGAUCAACAGAAGUUGGUAAGACAAACGCCUUUACCUCCGAAAGACGGUGACAAAAGAGUAAACGAAUCAGAUAAUAAAAAGCUAGCCAAACAAAAAAAUUACAACGUUUUAUUUCAAACAGCUCAAGCCACAUUGGGUAAAAGAUUUUCAUUUUACAGAACAUAUUAAUCAAUCAAGAAAUCAAGAACUUAUAUUAUAUAUAUUAUGAAGUGUCAAAUUCUUAACUUCUCUGCUUUAGUUCAAGGAAUAGUUCACUUGUAAAAUUCACCUGAACUCAGCAAGAAUACAAAACCAAAUGCUCAGCUCUUAACAAAGAAGAGGGUGUGGUUUUACUACUACUCAAAACAAAGCAAACGACCCUAUCUAACGGUGUAACAACUAUCUUAGCCAAUUAAAGCUAUACCUCUAUUUUACACAUUACGAUACUAUAUAUUGAAACCAAGUAUUCUUGAGACAGUUGAUCUUUGUUUCACUGCCUCAACGAUUGCUUCUGGUUAACUGCCACCACAUAAACAGUUUACUCUCUUUGUUUUUGGCGUUCAUAUAUUAACGGUCUGUAGCUUAUACGGAUUAAAAAUGAAGGUCGCGUAUAUAAAACUGUUCUUGGUCUCAGGCUCAGCGAAACAAAGGGGAAUCAACAUUACUUUUAUAAAUACUCUAGCCUGUUAUAGAAAAACGGAAAGAUAUGUGGUGGAGAAAAGCUGGCCAUUAAAUUUUAUUUUAUUGCAUGUGUAUUUCGAAUUUCCAACGGUGCACAUUACACAAUAAUUGAAAUAGUAUAUUGUCUGAUUUAACGACGAUCACAUGUUACAAUGAUUAAACAGAUACUAGUGGCCGUGAGUUUAGCUGAUUAAUAGAUACUGUUACAGUAAAUGUCUGACUAUAAACUCUAUUAG
Brassica napus (rape) is the source of this 4198-nucleotide messenger RNA. RefSeq names its product two-component response regulator ARR10. NCBI's taxonomy places the organism in Eukaryota, Viridiplantae, Streptophyta, Magnoliopsida, Brassicales, Brassicaceae. Gene Ontology annotation, cellular component: nucleus. The coding region runs from base 1 to 957 and encodes 318 amino acids. The transcript is spliced from 4 exons. The record is from RefSeq and is a predicted model, not a curated record. Gene Ontology annotation, molecular function: DNA-binding transcription factor activity; DNA binding. Gene Ontology annotation, biological process: regulation of DNA-templated transcription.